Abrus precatorius (Indian licorice) is the source of this 1156-nucleotide messenger RNA. RefSeq lists its product as uncharacterized. NCBI's taxonomy places the organism in Eukaryota, Viridiplantae, Streptophyta, Magnoliopsida, Fabales, Fabaceae. The record is from RefSeq and is a predicted model, not a curated record.
CGCUGCUCUGCAACUGCGACUACGAUGAUCGCAGCAGCGACGACAACGGCAUCACCACCGAUAUGGUGGCGGCAGCACAUGCAGAUUGAGAUGCACCAUCGCCGUGUAACCGCUUCCUCCUUUUCCCGUCGAAUGAAUCCACCGUUUCCAAAUCUGAGAGGUUUGGGAUUGUACAGAAAUGGGGCUGUGGAGUCUAGUUGCGGUGCUGUCUCUCGAAGCAAUCAAUGGUACGUGUCAGUGUCACCUUGGGAUGAUAAGCCCUUUGAAAUGCUUCCAAAUGGUAAAAAGGUUUACUUGGAUGAACAAGAUGUAGUGACGUUUCUUGAUCCUCCUAAGGAGUUGAUCCCUUUGGACCCUUCUUCUUAUAAUCCCGCUGCAUACCUUUGGAAAAAAAUUGAAGAUAUUCCUGAGGAAAGGCGUCAUCGAUUGCUGCUAUUGCUAAAACCAAGGUCUUUUCUUUUUUCAAUUGCUUGUAUUCAAUGUUUAUUUUUCUUUUAUCUAACGGUGGGAAUGUUGAUAUCUUUGUGCAGACUUGUAUCAAUGGCUUGGCAGAUAGCUGGUACGCGAUAUGAGGAUCCUAAGUUAGUAAAGAAAAGUGCAUCUACGUUGCUCUCCAACUCCAACAAGGAUGAUGUGAUGCUUGAAUAUUACAACUGCAGAACUAGUGGAGGAACGAUGCCAAUUUCGUGGAUAAAUUCCUUCAGAAAGGCUAUUUUUUCCUGCAAGGAUGGGCAGGCCUAUGGACGAAUCAUCUAUGGACCAGUUUUGGCUGCAUUUACUGACUCCUUCACUCCUUUGUAUUUUACGGUGAGACAACUUAAGGAGGUGAUGUCAACUGAGCAGCCAUGUGAUUUAGCAUAUGAAUUCGGCGAUGGACUACAUGACAUCAAAGAACUUCCAUUAGGCUUUCCAAGACCAGUUAAACAUCCCUAUCCUUUCAACGAUCAAAUUGUUAUGUAUGUUCGCUUUCUAGCACCUGGGGUUGCUGUAGGGCAAGCAUGGCAAGAGGGAACAAAGUUAGAGCAAGUCCCACGAAAGUUAUGCAGAGAGAUUUUAAUGGUGAAGGAUUAUACAUCAUUACCAGAAGAUCUGUGAAGAAAGUAGUUAGUCCUCCCUUGGAUAAAACACUUUUUUGUUAACAGUUGUGCACAUAUUG